Molecule: messenger RNA, 1649 nt
Organism: Oreochromis aureus
Lineage: Eukaryota; Metazoa; Chordata; Actinopteri; Cichliformes; Cichlidae
Gene: chtopa
Product: chromatin target of PRMT1a
Exons: 6
Coding region: 164-889 (241 amino acids)
Source: RefSeq, a predicted model, not a curated record
AACCGCGCGUGCGUGGGGAGUUAGUAUAUGGUAAAUUGUAUUUAAACAGGAUACAAGGACACCUAUACGAAGCCGCUGUGCUGCUAAAGCUAACCUUAGCUAGCUUUGAGGCAUUUCUCUACCAACGCAGAAUCCGCUGACUCUACAAUCAAAGUCUUUCGAAAUGAGUGCAGCUGCCUCCCAAAAAGUUGUCCUGAAAAGCACCACCAAAGUGUCCCUAAAUGAGCGCUUCACUAAUAUGCUGAAGAACAAGCAACCCACUGCGGUAAGCAUUCGAGCCACCAUGCAACAACAGCAUUUGGCUAGUGCCCGCAAUCGUCGGCUGGCCCAGCAGAUGGAGAACCGGCCUUCGGUGCAAGCUGCUCUGAAUCACAAGCAGAGCCUAAAGCAGCGACUGGGGAAGAGCAACAUCCAAGCCCGGCUGGGUCGGCCUGUUGGGGCGCUGAUGCGUGGAGGACUUCCUGGAGGCAGAGGAGGAAUGCGCGGGAUGAACAGAGGAGGUCUUCGGGGACGAGGCAGAGGAGGUGUAAUGAGGGGAGCGCUGUCUCUGAGAGGGAAGCGAGUUUCAACAGGUGGGCCCAUGCGAGGCCGUGGCUCUGCCGGUCGUAUGGCAAUGCGUAGAGGAGGCCGCCAACGUGGUGCAGGUGUUGGAAGAGGAGGAGCUCUGUCCCGAGGAGCAGCUCGAGGAGUACCCAGAGGUCGCGGGGGGCUGCGUGGACGUGGUGGUUUUGCUGGGCGACGUGGACGUGGCCGAGGUGUCGGUAGACCGGCUGUUACCCGCGAACAGCUGGACAACCAGCUGGAUGCCUACAUGUCAAAGACUAAGGGACAUUUGGACGCAGAACUGGAUGCCUACAUGGCCCAGGCAGACCCCGACUCCAUGGAGUAAAGGACUGUGGACUGAGCACACAGAGGCGCUGAAGUCGGAUGAACAGUGUAGUGUUGAUGUGCUGAGAAAUGAUUGUUAAUUUAGCUGAAAGUGAUGACACUUUAGGUGGCACCCAGUAGCGGUCUAAACAAUAUUGUGUGGGUCACUGCUCGGUUGUGCAUCGACCUGCUCGUUCAGAGCCCUUUUAAUUCUGGAGGGACUUCUUAUGCAUUAACAAACCCUGCUGUUUCUAGACUUCUGUGUCCAAGACGGGUUUUUUCCGUUUUCAUUUUUUUAUUUAUUUUUUUUUUUCUCCAAAGGGACAAACUGUCAAAAUUAUACAUUUGUUGAAAGCAGUUUUUAAAUGUGAUUUUCUUUUAAACAUUUGCCUUCUCGAAUCGUGGGAAUUCAGAAGUUUUAAGCAUCACUUUGUUUGCCAUUUGCUUAAAGUGAAAUGUUUUAGGUGAAAUUUGAAUUAAAGUGGAAACUAUUUCCUUAAUCGUGUCAAAUUUCUGAGUUUUAAAUAUGCAUACACAUCCAGCCUCCAUCCAAGAGCUGGCUGUGUUUGAAUGGUGUUUUUGUAUGGGGGGGGGGGGGUGGCGGGGGUGUUGAUGCGUUCACUUCUGCUGUUUUCACAAAGUAACUUUGAGGAUGCCAUGUUCAUUUUGGGCCGAAGAUGGCUUUGUUGCACCAACAGAAUAUACUUCUCAUGAGUCUGUAGAGUAUCUAAUGAAGUCAGAGGACUUGGUGCCACAAAAAAAAUAAACAACUUUUGGCAAAA